UCUGUAAACUAGUCUUUAACUUCAUACGUCUCCAACGGUCGUUUCGAUAUCCGCGCCUCAGUUUGUGCGUAUAAUCACAUUUGUUCCCUUGUAUGUACACGCUGUCACGAUGCACGAGUCAAUUAGGCAUCAGUUAGAACAAGACGGGUACGUCGUGCUCGAGGAUUUCCUGAAGCCGGCCGAAUGCGACGAGCUGGUAGCGGCGGGCCUGGAAAUAACACAACAAAUUGAUGAAAGUUCUCGCAAAUCGGUCUUCUCCACAGUCAAUAACCAGGAACAUAAGGACACGUAUUUCUUGGAAAGUAACGAUAAAAUAAGGUACUUCUUCGAAAGCGACGCUCUCGGAGAAAAUGGGGAAUUUAAAGUUGAUCCCAGUAUUUCUCUUAAUAAGGUCGGCCAUGCUCUCCAUCUUCAGCACCCAAUCUUCAGAUGCUACACCUAUAGCGAUCGUGUUAAGGCCGUAUGUCGCGAACUGGGCUUCAAGGAACCAGCAGUGGUGCAAAGCAUGUACAUCUAUAAGAACCCUGGUGUGGGCGGCGAAGUAAUAGCACAUCAAGACAUAACCUACCUACACACGGAGCCGGUGCCUCCCCUGGGUUUCUGGAUUGCCUUGCAAGAUGCCACCGUCCAGAACGGUUGCCUGUGGAUAGCACCUGGCUCCCACAAAUCUGGAGUGCAUCGACGAUUAAUUAAAACGCAGAACAACACCCUCGAGUACGAUAAACCGGCUCCAGUAUACCCGCAGUCAAGCUUUAUACCAGUGGCAGUUACUAAAGGUACCUGCAUCUUAUUGCACGGCAACGUUGUACACAAGAGUGCACACAAUAAGUCUGACAAGAGCCGACACGCUUAUACAUUCCACAUCGUCGAGAAGAAAGAUAACAACUUCUCUCCUGAAAAUUGGCUGCAGGAAGGCAAAGAUGCUCCAUUCUUUAAUAUCUACACAACAUCUCAAAUGGCUUAGUACCAUCGUGACCGCAGCACCAAAUAUAAUAUGUUUCAUGUAAAUGCAAAUAUUUUUCCUUAUAAAGGCUGAUAACCAUAUGUUAGUUUAGUAAUGCAAAUAAAAAUUAAAAAGAAACGAAUCGCAAAUUGGCUGAGGAAAACUUUUAUUCUGUCUUUGAUUUUAUUUGGCCGAAGAAGAUUAGGAUAGUUAUAGUGUUUAGUGUAAAUAUUAAUUAAUAAUGUUUUUUAACUAAGACGUUUACAUUCAAUCGUUCUUCGAAUCGUAUGUCUCAACGCCGAAUUAAAUUAUUGUUCAAGAAAAGUAUAGAAACAAGGCUAAGUUUACUUACAUAAAAUAAGCUAUUUUUAACUGUCUAGUUUAAUUUGCGUAUUAAUUAAUUAGUAUUAAAAAUACAUCAUCCUCUCAAAGAUGGGACUGUAACUUUGUAGAUAUGUGAAGUAUUUCUAUGCAGACAAACUACAGCCUAUUUAGGAAAAAAUGAUAAAUCAUAGUCAGAGUUUUAUGUUACCAAAACACCUCCUACUUUGAAAUAUGCGAUACCUACAUUUUUUAUAAAGAAUGCCUUUGAUAAAACUGAGGCAUAUUAUUUUUUUAUUUAGCAAAUAUUAUACAUUAAUUUCUCAAUAAUGAUGUGAUAUAUCGCUAAUAGCGAUGUGCAAUGUGAUUUAAAAAAAAAUAAAAGUUAUCAUAAU
Messenger RNA from Colias croceus (clouded yellow), 1659 nucleotides. It is a transcript of the gene Phyhd1, whose product is annotated as phytanoyl-CoA dioxygenase domain-containing protein 1. The transcript is spliced from 6 exons. The record is from RefSeq and is a predicted model, not a curated record. The coding region runs from base 110 to 964 and encodes 284 amino acids. Lineage: Eukaryota; Metazoa; Arthropoda; Insecta; Lepidoptera; Pieridae.